AUGCUGUAUCUGCCCACUUUCAAGUAUAGCAGAGGAUGGAGGCUGUUGGUGGUGAUACCUCUAUUCUCAAUAUCCAUGACUUGCAACAAGUCUGGACUGAGCUAAAAGAGUUUCCUCUGCGCAAUUGGAGAGAAUUUGGAUUGACAGCUGGCCUCUAUUACACUACACUUAGUAACAUAGAAGCUAAUAGCACAAAAGUUGAGGAUCAUUUCAUGGAGUGUUUGUCUUGCUGGCUGAAGAGAAAGGAUAAUGUUAAUAAACAGGGAAUGCCAACAUGGAGGAGGUUAGAAAAGAUAUUAGAGGAACUUGGAGAACAAGCAUUGGCAGAUAGAGUCAGAGGUUUGUCUAGUGAUGCUCAUGAAGAGCAGCAAGUUGAGCCUGUUACUACUUCUGGUCACAGUAUUUAUCUUCCUGAAUAUUUAGAGGACGAGUAUUUUCGAAUGACAACGGAAUUUGCAAAUAUACUAAAACGUUUUGUUAUUCAGAUUUUCAAAGAGAAGGAGAAGCUUAAAGAUGUAAAGAUGUCUUUGGUUGGCAUUAGGCCGUCAAGGAGGAAAGAAAUCAAUGAAGUAGAUGAUGAAACUGAGCUAAUACAAGUUCUUCGAAAUUACUGUUCUUUGAGAAAAUUUCCAAUUCUAACAACUUUAGCAAGGGAUAUGAAGAUGAGUGAUAUUACAAAGGAGUUAAAUCAGUUUGAAGAGAAACGGAAAAGAUUAUACGAGGAGAUUCUAGCAAAGGAUUUUGCAAAAAGUGCCAUUGAAUAUUGUGGUACAACUGGUAGUAGAGAGGUGACAUUUGAAGUAUUGUGGCCGAUUGACAGAACAACUCUAGAUGAUUUUGAGCAAUUUUUAGCUGCUGCCUUUCGCAGUCAAGAUAUUAAUAUGCUCAUUCACUUGAAGACUGUCCAUAGUAGUCGACUGACGUUUGUUUGUGUGAUACCACAUUGGCUAGUGGAGGAGAUGAAGGAUUAUAUUGUGAAGAAUGGUGACCUCUUUGAGUCUAAAGGAGUAGUUGAAAUUACUGUUGAUGGAGCUAUUGUAUUCAGUGUGAAACAUUCAUUGGAGCCUCAUCAGUUGCCAUCAG
This is a messenger RNA of Amphimedon queenslandica, 1083 nucleotides long. RefSeq lists its product as uncharacterized. The record is from RefSeq and is a predicted model, not a curated record. Gene Ontology annotation, molecular function: protein binding. Lineage: Eukaryota; Metazoa; Porifera; Demospongiae; Haplosclerida; Niphatidae. The annotation marks the transcript as partial. Gene Ontology annotation, biological process: signal transduction. The transcript is spliced from 6 exons.